Ailuropoda melanoleuca (giant panda) is the source of this 2568-nucleotide messenger RNA. RefSeq names its product cell division cycle 6 (gene CDC6). Gene Ontology annotation, cellular component: nucleus. The record is from RefSeq and is a predicted model, not a curated record. Gene Ontology annotation, molecular function: DNA replication origin binding; ATP hydrolysis activity. The coding region runs from base 174 to 1853 and encodes 559 amino acids. Lineage: Eukaryota; Metazoa; Chordata; Mammalia; Carnivora; Ursidae. Gene Ontology annotation, biological process: mitotic DNA replication checkpoint signaling; DNA replication initiation; cell division. The transcript is spliced from 12 exons.
GGCGGGAGGCGGUAAGGCUGGGGCUUUGCAGAUUUGGCGCGAGCGCGGCUGGGCUUUACUGCUGCUGGUGUGUAGUUUGUUCGGGAGCUUGACCUGAAGAAUCCCUGAAGCCGUGUGCGAGAGACGUGAGGAAGAGUCGGCACUGAGGUGACUCAGCCUUCCGUGUUGCCAUCAUGCCUCGAACCCGAUCCCAGUCACAGGUUACAAUCAGUUUUCCAAAAAAGAAGCUGUCUCGGACAUUGGACAAAGCUAAAAACUCCGGUGACACCAAACUAGAACUGACCGAUGUCCAGGCCAUCCCCUGUUCUUCCGUAAAAAUUCUGCCUCUCAGCCCCAGAAAACGUCUGGGUGAUGACAAUCUGUGCAACACUCCCCAUUUACCACCCUGUUCUCCACCAAAGCAAGGCAAGAAAGAGAAUGGCCCGCCUUGCUCACGUUCACCUAAGGGGCGCAGAUUGGUAUUCGACAAUCAGCUGACAGUUAAGUCUCCUAGCAAAAGAGAACAAGCCAGAGCUCACCAAAACAAAAUCCUUUCCUCAGUUCGUAAAGAUCAAGAGAUCACAACAAAUUCUGAGCAGAGAUGUCCACUGGAGAAAGAAUCUGCAUGUGUGAGACUGUUCAAGCAAGAAGGCACUUGCUACCAACAAGCAAAGCUGGUCCUGAAUACAGCUGUCCCGGACCGGCUGCCUGCCAGGGAAAAGGAGAUGAAUGUCAUCAGGAAUUUCCUGAGGGAGCACAUCUGUGGGAAAAAAGCUGGAAGUCUUUAUCUUUCUGGUGCUCCUGGAACUGGAAAAACUGCCUGCUUAAGCCGAAUUCUGCAAGACCUCAAGAAGGAACUGAAAGGCUUUAAAACUAUCAUGCUGAAUUGCAUGUCCUUGAGGAGUGCCCAGGCUGUAUUCCCAGCUAUUGCUCAGGAGAUUUAUCAGGAAGAAGUAUCCAGGCCAGCUGGGAAGGACAUGGUGAAGAAACUGGAAAACCAUAUGACUGCAGAGAAGGGCCCCAUGAUUGUGUUGGUGCUGGACGAGGUGGAUCAGCUGGACAGCAAAGGGCAGGAUGUAUUGUACACACUGUUCGAGUGGCCAUGGCUAAGCAAUUCUCGAUUGGUGCUGAUUGGUAUUGCUAAUACCUUGGAUCUCACGGACAGAAUUUUGCCGAGGCUUCAAGCUAGAGAAAAAUGUAAGCCUCGGUUGUUGAACUUCCCACCUUAUACCAAAAAUCAGAUAGCCGCUAUCUUGCAGGAUAGGCUUGAUCUGGUAUCUAGAGCUCAGGUUCUGGACAAUGCUGCAAUUCAGUUCUGUGCCCGAAAAGUCUCUGCUCUUUCAGGAGAUGUUCGAAAAGCGCUAGAUGUUUGCAGGAGAGCUAUUGAAAUUGUAGAGUCCGAUGUCAAAAGCCAGACUGUCCUCAAACCGCUGUCUGAAUGCAGGUUACCCUCUGAGUCACUGGUUCCCAAGCGGGUUGGUCUUAUUCACAUAUCCCAAGUUAUCUCAGAAGUUGAUGGUAACAGAAUGACUUUGAGCAAAGAAGGAGCACAAGAUUCCUUCCCUCUUCAGCAGAAGAUCUUGGUCUGCUCUUUGCUGCUCUUGACCCGGCAGCUGAAAAUCAAAGAGGUCACUCUGGGGAAGUUAUACGAAGCCUAUAGUAACGUUUGUCGCAAACAACAGGUGGCAGCUGUGGACCAGUCAGAGUGUUUGUCACUUUCAGGGCUCUUGGAGGCCAGGGGCAUUUUAGGAUUAAAGAAAAACAAGGAAACCCGCUUCACAAAGGUGUGUUUGAAGAUUGAAGAGAAGGAAGUAGAGCAUGCUCUGAAAGACAAAGCUUUAAUUGGAAAUAUCUUAGCUACUGGGUUGCCUUAAAUUCUUUUCUCUUAUGCUAAUACGCUACCCGCCACUGUCCAGUGGGCGUGUAGAGAGCUCUGGAGUCUUCAUAUUAGUACUUUAUCCAUUCAGGUCUGAAAACAAAUAUGACCUUUUUUUUUUUUAAAUUUUAUUUUAUCUUAUGUAAUCUCUACACCCAACAUGGGGCUUGAACAAAAGUUGCAUGCUCUUCUGACUGCGCCAGCCAGGCGCCCCUAAAUAUGGCCUUUUUAAAUGUGAAACUGAUACAUUUUAAUCUAUAGAUUCAUGAAUAUUAACACUGAAUGAUAAUUUUGGGUCUUAUUUUUAUGCAUUAAAAAUCACCAAGUAGACUCUUUUUAAUUAUAUUCACUACUUCCACCUCUUGUGUGCCUCUAACCAGUAUGCUUAUAUUAUAGUACACAGGAUUUAUGUGGUGGAAUGUGUCUGUAUUUACCUCUUAGUUUCUUCAAGCAUUGAUGUAUCUUAAAGAACUUUGGGGCUAGAGUAAGAAUGAAAAAGAACAUUCCAGGAAAAUAAGCAAGUCUACAUGGAGAUCUGGAGGACAUUUUGAUCAAAGAAUUUCUUUUUGGAGUAUACUGUGUUCGCGUUGCACAUACUUCCACAUUGUGACAUUUUAAAGACUCAUUGAGUUUCUGGGGCACUCCCAAGGUUGCGGGGGUGGUAGAAGGAAUGUAACUGUACGGAUUGUGAAUAUAUUUAUUUCCAAGUUGCA